AUGUCUUCUAUUACGAUUUUUUUAUUCUUUGUUUCGUUGUUAAUCGGGUCCUUAUCAUUGCCGCCAAUAAAUCGAGAGGAUAUCAUUUUGAAAGAAGAAACAUCCCUUUAUGCGACUAAAGUAAUGAAGGCAAGAGUUUUUGGAUCAGAAAAGACAACGACUCACGUGGAUGAAAGAAGUUCAGCGACGAUCCCAACAACACCAGCACCACCGAAGCUACCGGCUGAAGAAAAUGUUUCGCAAACAACACUAGCACCGACAACACCCACUACUCCUACUCCUCCUACAACUCCAACUCCAACUCCAACUCCAACUUCAACUUCAACUUCAACUUCAACUUCAACUUCAACUCCAACUUCAACUUCAACUUCAACUUCAACUUCAACUUCAACUCCUCCUACAACUCCAACUCCAACUUCAACUCCAACUUCAACUCCAACUUCAACUUCAACUUCAACUUCAACUUCAACUUCAACUCCAACUUCAACUUCAACUCCUACUCCUACUCCUAGUCCUACUCCUAGUCCUACUCCUAGUCCUACUCCUACUCCUACUCCUACUCCUACUACUCCGACAACUUUGAAACCAUCGCCUUCACCAUCUGCGACACCUGCCCCAGAGCCCACUCAUCCAACACCUCAGUCUCCAAAACCCGAAGCUUCAGGUGGCGGUCCCUCCAUCGGAGCCAUCAUUGGUGCAGCGGCGGCGAUCAUUCUCCUAAUACUUUGCUCCUCCAUCGUCGUGGUGUGGAUCGGGCUUCGCAAGAAAAAGAAGAGCACGAAAGCUACAAAAACUAAGCUAACGGAAACACCAGUGGUUGACGAUGAAGACGUGUAUCCAAAGACAAUUUUGGGUACGACAGUCAAUCCUGAAUUGCAGCCCUAUCACAUUCCGACUGACAAAUUCACGUACAAGGGACCGGUUGUACUACACAACGCAAUGCUUGCAGGGCCAAAGAAACACCGUUUUGCCCAGCAAAAAUCAAAGUCGAUAAAGGCUGUUGAGUGGGAUGAUGCGGCAAAUGAAGCUUACGAGAUCGGAUCAGAAAUCGAACAGAUACAGGACGUUGCACCGGAAGAGAUGAUAAGCACGAAGUCAAAGAGUGAAGAUAUGAAUGUGCUAGAGGAAACGGCACCGCUGGAGAUCGUUCCACCAACUCCGCCCACCAAUACAACUAUUCAAUCACAUCGAACCGAACAGGGAAGGACAAAUUUGAAGAAAACGAGAAAGUCAACGAGUAAAGCGGAAAACAAACGACUGAAGAAACCGUCUUUCGAACGGAGAAAGAAGCGUCAUACCACCGAUCAACAA
Molecule: messenger RNA, 1311 nt
Organism: Mesorhabditis belari
Lineage: Eukaryota; Metazoa; Nematoda; Chromadorea; Rhabditida; Rhabditidae
Source: the annotation of a GenBank genome assembly